Messenger RNA from Bufo gargarizans (Asiatic toad), 5017 nucleotides. It is a transcript of the gene SLC7A2, whose product is annotated as solute carrier family 7 member 2. The transcript is spliced from 12 exons. Gene Ontology annotation, biological process: transmembrane transport; amino acid transport. The coding region runs from base 188 to 2164 and encodes 658 amino acids. The record is from RefSeq and is a predicted model, not a curated record. Lineage: Eukaryota; Metazoa; Chordata; Amphibia; Anura; Bufonidae. Gene Ontology annotation, cellular component: plasma membrane. Gene Ontology annotation, molecular function: amino acid transmembrane transporter activity.
CUUUUCAUGCUGCCUGUCAGACACCCCUGGAGCUGUAUAUGCUGUGUGCAGCCCCCGUGUCAUCUGGUGUCUGGAUCCUGCCAAAUCCAGCAGCUAAAUACAAUCCUGCAAGAAUCCCAUACUCCAUAGACUGAGGAGAAGACUAUAGUAAAAGAAGGAGACCCCCUAAACUAAAGAAGAAGCCAUCAUGGUUCCUUGUGGACCAGCUUUAUCAGUUGUCCGAUGUUUACUCAGAAGGAAGAUCGUAACAUUAGACAGUCUUGAAGAUUCUAAGCUAUGCCGCUGUCUGUCAACUGUGGACCUCAUCGCUCUGGGAGUUGGAAGCACUCUUGGAGCUGGAGUCUAUGUUCUUGCUGGAGAAGUGGCAAAGUCAAACUCUGGACCAAGCAUUGUCAUUUCCUUCCUUAUUGCAGCACUGGCAUCUGUAAUGGCAGGCCUCUGCUAUGCAGAGUUUGGAGCUCGGGUGCCAAAAACUGGAUCAGCUUACUUAUAUACAUAUGUCACAGUUGGAGAACUCUGGGCAUUUAUUACAGGCUGGAAUCUUAUUCUAUCUUAUGUCAUAGGUACCUCCAGUGUGGCACGGGCAUGGAGUGGCACAUUCGAUGAGCUUCUAGGAAAACAGAUUGGUCAUUUUUUUAGAACAUAUUUCAGGAUGAAUUCUCCAGGUCUGGCUGAAUAUCCAGACUUUUUUGCAGUUUGUCUUAUAUUACUUUUAUCAGGGUUGCUAUCGUUCGGAGUGAAGGAAUCCGCCUGGGUGAACAAGGUGUUCACAGCAGUCAAUAUUUUGGUCCUCUUGUUUGUCAUGGUUGCUGGAUUUGUGAAAGGAGAUGUACAAAACUGGAAAAUAUCAGAGUCCUUUCUUCAGAAUAUCUCAGCUCCACCUGGCAACUACGUGUCAUAUGAAAAUGUGACGAGUAAAUACGGAGCUGGAGGCUUCAUGCCAUAUGGCAUGACUGGGAUGCUGGCUGGCGCAGCUACUUGCUUCUAUGCCUUCGUUGGAUUUGACUGCAUUGCAACAACCGGAGAAGAAGUGCGAAAUCCACAAAAAGCAAUACCCAUUGGGAUUGUGACCUCUCUGCUGGUGUGCUUCAUGGCCUACUUUGGUGUGUCAGCAGCCCUGACAUUGAUGAUGCCUUACUACCUGUUAGACGAGAAGAGUCCUCUCCCGGUCGCCUUUCAAUAUGUUGGCUGGGGUCCUGCUAAAUACGUAGUGGCUGUUGGGUCCCUCUGUGCGCUGUCAACAAGUCUGCUCGGAUCCAUUUUCCCAAUGCCUCGCGUAAUCUAUGCUAUGGCGGAAGAUGGGUUGCUUUUCAGAUUUCUUGCUCGGAUCAGUCCCAAGACGAAGACUCCUGUAAUUGCCACCCUCUCGUCUGGUGCAGUGGCAGCUAUAAUGGCGUUUCUGUUUGACCUAAAAGCUUUGGUUGACAUGAUGUCCAUUGGAACGCUCCUGGCCUAUUCCCUUGUGGCAGCCUGUGUCCUCAUCCUCCGGUACCAGCCCGGCAUCGGUUAUGAGAAGCCUAAAUGUGUUCCAGAUAAAGAAAUGCUGUCUGCAUCAGAGAGAGAGUCAAUGAUGAGCGAAUCCCAAAUCAUUAUCCUACAAGAACAGGGAUUUAGCUUUCACUCCCUCCUGCACCCCCCCAGCAUACCGACAGAACAGUCUGCCUCUGUAGUCAGCUUUCUUGUGGGAAUUCUGGCAUUUAUAAUUUGUGCACUGAGUGUCCUGACAACAUAUGCAGUGGAAGCCAUAGGAAAUGUGGAGUCAUGGAGUAUCGCACUUCUUAUUGUAUUAAUUUUACUCAUCAUAUUCAUUGUUUCAAUCAUCUGGAGACAACCUCAGAACCAGCACAAAAUCACGUUUAUGGUUCCACUUCUACCAGUUCUGCCGGUUUUCAGUGUCCUGGUAAAUGUGUACUUAAUGGUACAGCUGAGUGGUGACACGUGGAUCAGAUUUAGUAUUUGGAUGGCUCUUGGUUUCCUGAUUUACUUUGCUUACGGCAUAAGAAAUAGUUUAGAAGGCAAACCCAAAAAACAUGACGAAGAGGAUGAAGAUGGUGACUCUGACAACAGUGUAACUGAAGAGAAACUGCCAGCAAAGGAAAACGAAGAGGAAAACGCAAAGGAAAGUGAUCAUUUUAUUUUGCACGAAAGGACAAGUGAAUGCUAGUGAGAUCGGCACUGUGAGAAGAUGUAAGAGGCACCAUUCAUUCAAGCCACACACUGUACCUGCUUUAGGUUAUGUUAUCCAUUUGAAAUGAAACGUACUGUGCACAAUGUGGUGGGAUGCCAGAAGAUGAGUGUCAGAAGAAGCUCUGCUGUAUGGAUCCAUGUGUUCUGCCAAAAACAGCUACUUUCUAGAUUUUCCAAGUCUCCUAACAAGAGGAGCUUGAGGCCUUGCUGCUACAUUGCUUGAUUUUGUAUCCGCAUGUCUUAAGAUGUGUAUGCUUCUCACUGAUUGCAUCUAGAGUGCAACCAGAACCUCAACCUGCAAUUUUUAUUUUUAGAUUGGGCAGUAGGCCACAUUCCUGAAUUUCCUUUUAUUUUCAGUAAAAUGCAAAAUGUAGUUUAUCUUUAUUUUUUGGUAACCAACAGCAUUCAUGAGAUCAGCAGCAGUGUCCUAAUAUACAGUAACGUGUAUCAUAUACAUCACCUUUAAAGUUUUUUUUUUUCUAGGACUUUAAUAUUGUUGACCUAUCUUUAGCAGAUGAUAUCAAUGAUAUUGGCUGGAGUUCGACACCCAGUAUACCUGACAAUCAGCUAAUUGAAGAGAAUACAACUCACUGGAGUCAGACACAGCUCCAUACACCACGUAGUGGCCGGUUAUGGUUACUGCAGCUCAGUCCCAUACUAGUGAAUGGUUAUUCACAUAUUUAUAACCUCUUUGAGACAGCCACCCAACAUUGCAAUAAAAACUGGUCUUCUGGAGAAUUUGUCCUCUCUAAGAAGAUAGUCAGGAUGCAUAGUGUAUGAUAGCAGAAAAUCAUUCAUAGGAAAUCUAGUUUAGAUAAAAGGGUAGUCUUUAUUAAAUAGGUGGUCUUUUUUAAGUGUGUGCCUAUAUUGUUAACAGGGCAGAAAUGGCCUUACUCCUUAGCCUAUUCGUAUUCCUUUUGCCAUAUGGCCACACACAUGACAUGGAUUUUGACCACCAUUAAAGUUAGAAUAUUACAACAAUACUAUAAAAGCUCAGGGUUAUUUCAUGUUAGGAUAAUCAUUGUUGUCAUAGAUGAGCCCAGAAACUUUAAUAGUCCUCAGGAGAGUGAGAGACUCCUUUAGUAUUUUAGUAUUCCCUUAAAGGAUCUUAAAGGGGUUGUACAGGAUUGGAAAAACAUGGCUGCAUUCCUCCAGAGAGGGCACCACUCUUUCUCAUAGAUUGUGUCUGACAUUGUAGCUCAGCUCAGUUGAGUUGUAAUACCGCUCAAAACCUAUAGACAGAGGAAGCGCCAUUUCUAGACAGGUGUGGCCCUGUUUAACACUUUAAUUUGGGACAUCUUUAAUAAUUUAUUUAGGAUUGGUUUCUAAAUUACUUUUAUUGUAGAGUUAUUGCUUAGAAACUAGUUAUAAUGUGAAUUGCAAUGCCAUUUUAUACAUUGUAAACAUUUUUGUGAGCAAAUCGUAGAUUCUAGCAAAGAAGCAAAGAACAUGAACCUGAAGCCAUUACUUGCACACAGUGCAGGCAGCCAUUUUGAACAGGCCUUUAAAGUGGUUUUCAAAUUCUUUUUUUAAGUAAUGGGAAGCCCCUCUGUCAUAUUCUCAGGCUGCAGCCUGUGACAUAUUGUUUGGCUGCAGAGCUAACAUUCUGUAUACCUCUGCAGCCAGUCACUGGUCUCAGCAGGAAGGUGGGUGCAGAGCUGGAUUAGAGUGGGUGCAGGAAGGGAAGAUUCAUUAUUUUUAUCAGAUCCACCAACACUUUGAUAUAAUAAAUAAAAAAAAUCAAACAACCCCUUUUUGACCCAAACAAACCCUAUUACUAUUUAUUGUAUAAUGGGGGAAUUUAUUAAGACUGGCAUCUUUUCUACUAGUCUUCAUACCAAAUAGGCUGGAGUAAAAUGCGCUAAGGUCUCUGCCCAUCGUCUGCCAGUCCAUGCACAAGAAAGGCAAAGCUAAACCCGCUAUGAGCUGCUGUAGACUUGCUCAUUAAUGUACAUCAGUUUCUGGCAUAAAUUAUGGUAAAUCUGCUGACACAUGGGAGGCCACAGCCCCCUGUUGUUAUGCACCAUAAAAACUCAAAGUCACAACCAACAUGUUUAUGCAAAUUAUGCUUGUUCAAAAAGUGACUUUUGAUUCCCCGCACACUCAGCUUUCCAGAGAUGUUUCCUCUCUUUCAAUACAACAAAAGUGUAUGACUUGAUUUCUUGUUCCUGCAAAUAUCCCCCUUUUUCUUGAUUGCUUUGUAUCCAAAAGCUGCAUUAUUUCUACUGCAGUCCUGUAAUCCUCCUUGUUGAGUGUAACCUAAAAUGAGUCUGCAUCGCAUGGAAGGGUAGUUUAUUAUAUAGAAUGUCCACCCUCCUGUGGCAACCGCUGUACUACUAGCUACAUGUUAUCAAAAGGUGACCACUCAUUCAGGACGGAAGUGGUUGCUAGGCAACCUGAAGUACGAAUGCACUAAAAGUGAAUGCUGCACACUGAUUGUGUAUUCAUUUUGUGUAUUCAGUUACUGCAAUGGAUCUAGGCUUUAACCUCAUGGCCCACUCUAAGGGAUUUUUGAUAAGCAUUGUAAGUAGUAGAUACUGAUUAAGAGCUGAGAACCCAUGCCCUUAAAGGGGUUUUCCGGGAAUACUAUAGUGUUUAAUAGAUAUGCUCAUGUGGUUGCUUACCUCAUAUACAUCUUCUCCAUGUUUUUUUUUCAAUUUGGACUCCUCUGACCUGUUUUCACCAUGAAGACCAAUCACUCUGGCUUGUUUCCAUCCUGUAUCCAACCAAACCCAUGAUGCACUUCUUUCUCUGCCACAGCUCCAGCACCGCCCCGACAACACCCAUCUAGUUUAUAGCUCCUCCCACCGAGCUAGUUAUAUAGACACUC